Coffea eugenioides is the source of this 1164-nucleotide messenger RNA. RefSeq names its product probable leucine-rich repeat receptor-like protein kinase At5g49770. The coding region runs from base 1 to 1164 and encodes 387 amino acids. Lineage: Eukaryota; Viridiplantae; Streptophyta; Magnoliopsida; Gentianales; Rubiaceae. The transcript has 13 exons. The record is from RefSeq and is a predicted model, not a curated record. Gene Ontology annotation, molecular function: protein binding.
AUGGCUUUCGUUCGGAUGCUACUUUGCUUCCUGGUCUUGUCUGCAGGAUUUCAUGCAAUCACAUCCGAGACUAACCCCAGUGAUGUUGCAGCACUUCAAUCUUUCAAAGAAAAGUUGCAAAACACUCCACCGAGUUGGAGCAAUGGGGAUGAUCCUUGUGGAGCAAAGUGGGAUGGAGUUACCUGCAGCAGCACGAGGGUGACUUCAUUGAAAUUGUCAUCAAAAGGACUAGUUGGGGAGCUGAGUGCUGACAUCGGUGAACUCACUGAAUUGACAUCCCUGGAUCUGUCAUUCAACCAAGGACUUUGCGGUUCCCUCACUCCUCAUAUAGGAGAUCUACAAAAGUUGGAAACAUUAAUCUUACAAGGAUGUAGCUUCACUGGCACUUUGCCUCCUGAGUUGGGAAACCUUGGGCAGUUGUCCUUUCUAUCGUUGAGAGGAAAUAACUUCACUGGUGAGAUACCAUUUAGUUUGGGAAAUAUCACCAAAUUGCAAUGGCUCGACCUAGCUGAUAAUCAGUUGACAGGAUCUAUCCCUGUUUCAACAUCAACAUCUCCAGGAUUGGACCAUCUUAAAAAUGCUAAACAACUCAUUUUUAGCAAAAACCAGCUAUCUGGUCCAAUCCCUCCCGAACUUUUCAGCUCUGACAUGGUCCUAACACAAGUAAUGUUUGAUAAAAAUCAAUUCAGUGGAGAAAUUCCUUCUAGUAUUGGACUAGUACAAACAAUUCUCACACUAUUUCUUGGCGAAAACUCCCUAACUGGAAGGAUUCCAUCAAAUAUCAACAACCUGACAAAUCUCAUUGCCCUGGACAUGCCAAACAAUAAGCUGUCUGGACCAUUACCAAACUUAUCCGGAAUGAAUUCCCUCCUUCGUGUGGAAUUGAGCAACAACUCUUUCGAGGAGUCGGAAGCUCCAGCUUGGUUUUCAACCUUGCCUUCUUUAAACAUUUUGAAUAUCGACAAUGGAUCACUUCGUGGAUCAUUGCCCCCAACCCUUUUCGGCUUGCCUGAUCUUGCAGUAGUGAGUCUGAGGAAUAACGCAUUCAAUGGAACUUUGUUUAUUGGUAGCAACAUCAACCAAAAUAUUCUGGGUGUUGAUUUGGAGAACAAUGGCAUAUCCUCAAUAUCAAUUGAUCCUGUGUUCAAAAGUACACUAAAGUGA